UUUACGUCAAGGACAAAUUCCCGGUUCGCUUUAUGACACGCUACUCGACAACAUUGCCACAAUAAGAUGAAUUUCUAACCAAUUUACACGAACUAUUCAGAAACACAGCUAUUGCUAGAUGUUUACAUCGAAAUUCGCGUGCAUAAGACUGUGAUUUUGCUCAUUGUUGUUGAGGCCGAUUGUCAGCAUCCAAUCCGAACCCCAAUGGCGCCAGCAGGUGCCCGUCCGCCGUCCAAGCCAAUAAACACAGCAAAGACGACAAGCGCCGAUCCCAAAAAUGGCCCUGACCCGCCCCCUGACGACGGCAUCGUUAAAAUCGCCUCCAAAGGGGACGUUGUUCUACGGGUCACUUUCCUAACGUCGAAGGAGGCAAUCAGAGCAGCCAAAAGAUCCCUUCAACCCAGGCCCGGCCAGCGACCGCCAGCCUCGGCGACACAGCAGCAGCAGCAGCCCGUGCCGCUUCAAAGUCCCAAGGUCACAUACUCUUAUCGAGCGGACCUGGGCGUGCUCAAGAAACACUCUGAGUAUUUCCGCGCCCUCUUAGACGAGGCCGGCCCGUUCACCGAGGCACGCCAGGUCGCGCAUGCCCUGGAGGCCUUGACGCUGCGGGGGGUCAAGCCGGCCGACGUGGACGACGUCGAGGAGCUGCCGACCGUCGAGAUCACCGACGAUGAUGACGCCACCCGGUCCGCCCAUCGCCACAGCGUGUUUGCGGAUCUGCUGCGGAUCCUGCACGGGGCGCAGGCGACGACCAAGCCGCCGACCAUGCUGUACGUCGUGACGCUGGCCGUCCUGGCCGACCGUUUCGAUUGCGUCACCCCGGUGUCGCGCUACCUGUCUUCCGAGCUCAAGUUCAAGUGGCCGGCUUCCAAGAUAAAAGCCGGAGGUCGCGAUGACGAAAACGGGAUUGGAGGCCCGCGGCUGGAGAACGAGGAGGUUCUCCGGCAGCGCAUCCUCGCCGCUUGGCUGUUGGACCAGCCUCUAAAGCUGCAUGCUGCUACGCGCGAGCUGAUUAUGUACGGGUCAAAACGCUGGAUACAGGCCAGUGCGGACCAAGAUGACGAUGGCUACGAAGAAACCUUGCCUUCCUGGUGGGAUUUACCAGAUGAUCUUGAACAUGAACUUCAACUGCGCAGGGAAUGCAUCCUUGAUACUCUGGCCUCGGUCCAAAGACACUUUCUCUCACUCUACUCGUCCCGCACACAGGUUUGCAGACUCGGAUACGACUCCAGCCCGGCAUGCGAUUCGUUUCAGCUCGGGCAGAUGGUGAAGUUUCUGGCGCACAAGAAACUGCUGUUCUUUGUCGACUUUUCCUCUGCAUCCCUGGGAACUAUUGAGGAUUCUGCCACCACCGAUAUAGGACACAUCAUAUCGCUCCUUUCUCAAGUUACGAGCUAUCAAAUCGACCGAAAUCAUACAAACUGCGGCCUGCGGAUCAAGAUACUUCCCAUCGUGGAAUACAUAAAGUCAAUGCUGUCUUCAAAUGUUAUAUCGAUACCCAGGAGUGCGUGGAAAAAGAACCGGGCCGCAACCUCGUGGAUGCCUUCUGCCGAGGAUGCAGAGAGCAAAGAGGAUGGAAAUGUGUUUCGGUACACCAGGUCCGUGGCCGGUGACCAGCGUUUACGCUUCGAAGGCGCAAUGGCAAGUGAUCGGAUGGCCAGGGAGCUCUUUACGGCGAAAAGCUGGGAUUGGACGCCAGAGGGUUGAGAGAGAGAAAAAAAUCUUUUGCCCUACUUACGUAUGCUACCUCUUUACUUGCCCAAUGGAAGUUAGUGACAAAGACAAACAAAACCUUUUUUGACAAAAAGCGCCCCCCCCCCCCCCAAAAAAAAAAAAAGCAAGAGUCACAUUUUUGAGACGAAAUUCGAUGACUGACUUGAGUCUUCUCCUGAUUCCUAAACUGACAAGUAAACGGGCAA
Molecule: messenger RNA, 1919 nt
Organism: Pyricularia oryzae 70-15
Lineage: Eukaryota; Fungi; Ascomycota; Sordariomycetes; Magnaporthales; Pyriculariaceae
Exons: 3
Coding region: 205-1707 (500 amino acids)
Source: RefSeq, a predicted model, not a curated record